Molecule: messenger RNA, 837 nt
Organism: Culex pipiens pallens (northern house mosquito)
Lineage: Eukaryota; Metazoa; Arthropoda; Insecta; Diptera; Culicidae
Gene: RabX5
Product: ras-related protein Rab-34
Exons: 4
Coding region: 1-837 (278 amino acids)
Molecular function (GO): GTP binding; GTPase activity
Source: RefSeq, a predicted model, not a curated record
AUGCCGAUCUACAAAAAGGCCAAUCGGCGCAAGGCCUCAAGCUACGAGGUGCUCAACAAUAACGUGGACUACGGAACGCGCCACAUUGACCACCUUCCGGGGCCGUAUUCGCCGGGGGUGGCCUCGCCGUACGCGGAACGGACGGAUUUCAGUGAGCGUACUAGGCGGGCAUGCCAGACCGCGUCGACUUCGUUCUACUUGUGCGCGUGCAAGGCCAUCUUCGUUGGGGAUGUCGGCACUGGGAAGAGCUCGCUGGUGAAUCGAUUCUGCCACGAGAUCUUCGACGGGUCGUACCGGGGGACGGUUGGCGUGGACUUUGAGGUGGAGAAGUUUCACGUGCUGGACCAUGCGUUCAGCUUGCAAAUUUGGGACACAGCAGGCCACGAUCGGUUCAAGUGCAUUGCCAACUACUACCGGAACACCAACGUGAUCGCAGUCGUGUUCGACAUGACCAGAGCUGAAUCGUUGAUGAAUGCUCGCCGAUGGAUGGAUGAGGCCAUGCGACACAAUCAUCCGGGGACGUUAAAAUUCCUGGUGGGAACCAAAAAGGAUCUAUUGGAAUUCGACAUUCACCAAGAAAUUGAAAGCGAAGCAAUCAAAAUGGCACAGGAGCUGCAGGCCGAGUACUGGUCCGUGUCGGCACAAACUGGCGAAAACGUGACCCGAUUCUUCCGGCGAGUUACGGCCCUGGCCUUCGACGGAGCUGUGCAGCGAAUGAUGGAGCCCAACAAUCCCGUAGUACACCCCAGUGGCAAUAGUCUUCUUAAUCUUUACUUCCUCAAAAAGGACGAAAAGGAUAAAAAGUUGAAAAAGUGUUCCUUUUGUAGAAUAAACUAA